AUGUCAUUGAUAAACCAAGUAAAGCUAAGUAUGGCCAAAGCGCUACAGUUCAGUACUGACAGUAAUAUAUUUGAAAUUCCAGAAUGUACUGUGCUAAUGACAAGUGAUAAGAUCUCCAUCAAAGUGGCCAGUAUUACACAAAUAAUAAAAACGAUUGUGGAUUUUACUGAGCGUAACAAUGCUAAUUUUAACAUCCGUUUCCUGAUUCGAGACGAACAUAAAAAUAAAAAGUCCAUAAUGGUGGCAGAUUUGAUUUCUGGUAGUGGUUACGAGGUGAGAAAUAUGUUUGGUGCACGUGUAAUGGAUAUCAAAAUCCCUACAAGUAAUGAGGCAUCAAUUGGCAGAAUCGUUCAUCCCCUCAGCGCUACAAUUUAUAACGUUUUAUACAACGGUGGUGAAACAAACGCACAGCGCUUUAAGAUUCAACAGUUAGCAUCAGAUCAGUCGAUAAUAAAUCUUGAAAAAUCGAGUGAACUAUUAUCCAUAUAUACGAUACUGAAACGCAUUGGACUUUUGGAUACAGAUUGCGCGUAUCGAUUCAGAAAUCCAGAUGGUACUGAAGUAGCUCGAGUUUAUCCUAAACUAGUUCUGAACGGCAGAACACUCAUUAUUAGAUACGAACGGGCAAGCCUAAGAGCAGAAAUGCGAGCAGUAAUUUUGGGAGCAUCGCUUAUGCUGAUUUUGUUGGAAGUAUAUCCCGAUAUUCACGAUGUCUUGGCAGCAUCGAAUGUGAUCGCAGAAAGUGAAGAAGAAGAUGCUUAA
Molecule: messenger RNA, 762 nt
Organism: Thelazia callipaeda (thelaziosis nematode)
Lineage: Eukaryota; Metazoa; Nematoda; Chromadorea; Rhabditida; Thelaziidae
Source: the annotation of a GenBank genome assembly